CUACCAUGAAUCCCUAUCCCUAUCUUAUUGAUUGUCAUUAUCAGCAAAGAAUCUGUACUAGUGUUAUUGCCCUUACUGCUAUCUGUGCCAGCUUUACAACUGUUCUCAUGGCCCAACCAGAAAUCACACAACAAACCGACAACUCAUCAAAGGCACAUUGGCAAGAUUCAGAGGUUGAUGUCCUACUUCAUCACCUUGUUGAGAACCGGGCAGCAGGUGGUGAUGGUGGAAACUUCUCAAUGCCUACCUACAACAGCGUAGUGGCUGCUAUCAAUGCUGAUCAUGCAAUCCAAACAAUAGGCCCACUAAAGACGGCCAAGAUGGUUAAGACGAAAUGGACUUUGCUCAAGAAAACAUUCAAUCAAAUCGAGAUCUACUGUGGUGUAUCAGGCUUCCAUUGGGACAAUGUUCGUGGGGCUGGGAUUGAGGGAGUUGCUGUUGCGAGUGUCUGUGAUGCAUAUGUGGCCCCAAAGUCACGAAUUGCAAUGCACCCCUUUUGCAACAAAGGGUGGCCUCCAUACAAUGACAUGCAGGCCAUCUUGGGGGAAAACAGCAGUGCUCAUGGAUGCCACUCCUUCCACCCUGCUACUGCAGCCCCCACCUUUAUCGCUGUAGAUGAUGUACUCGAUGGUCCAGAUGGAGCCCUUGAUCUUCUCAACAUGGACAUAGGGGGCAGCGUCUCUGGUGCCACUCCUGGUGGCUCCCAGUCCACAACACUAGUAGUACCAUUGGAGUGGGGGCCCCUAGGCAAGGGGACAGGCACCCUGUCUACCCAGCGAGAACCCCCACCUAGAGAUAAAAAAGGCCGAUUCAAGAAGAAAACACACAAGCUAGAGCAAGAGCAAGAAGAGUCAGAACACGAAGUCAUACGGCAGUUAGCAGACGACGAAGAAUUGUUACCAGGCGCACCUGAUCUGUCCUUGAUAACUUUCUCAUUUCUCAAUGACGAGAGUAUAGAGAAAGAAAGUCACGAAGAGACACAGAGCCUCCAAUUUCCCCCAGUGGAACCACCGAGUCCACUGAGAGAGCCUUGGUCACCAUUUGUGAAACCAAGGGCAACGCAAGCUAUAACACCAUUGCAUAAACCUACCUCGCUAUUCAUAGCACCAAUUGUCACACCACCCAACAUUACACCUACACAUACAUCCCGCAUAUCUAACUCUACAGGCCCACCGGCUGUAUUCCACGGACGAAGCGACAAGAACGCACAAAACUUCUUGCGUGCCACAGAGAUGUAUAUCCUGGUCAAUGGUAUCAGAGAUGAAGCAGUGAAAGUCAAACUGUUAGGCACCCUUAUCUCAGCCGGAUCUCAGGCAGACCUAUGGUGGACGAACCUGGAUACAAAGCACAAAGUCAGUUGGACAACGAUUAGAGCGGCAUUUAUCACCAAAUGGCCCGCAAUAAUCGCAGCAGACAAAACUAAGCUAGACACGCUGCAGAAGUUAGUACAGGAUGCAGGAGUCGACAGCGCACCGAUCCUAAUCCAACCAGUUCGUGAUGCACUUCCACGAACAUUAAGGGACUUAACGUCACCAGCACCACCAGAUUGGAACACAUUCCUGACGGAGAUCAAAGAUGUGAACAUUGACACACUGUUGGAAAAGGUGAAGUGGAUGAAAGAAAGGAAGGAGGUGGAAAAGGCCCAGAACACUCGCAUUGCUCGACUCGAGAAUAGGCAAGGAGAUCCAGUGGAGAUCCUUCGUUUACAAAUGCAGCAAGCAACUAUUGGAACACCGGUCAAUCAAGCAGCACCAUAUAACACACCUCAUACACAAAACCCACAACCAAACCCCACAUUUAAUAACUCAGCUCAUCGACAGAUACACUAUGAACAAUUCAACGUCCUCGAGGCCAACCUCUGA
Molecule: messenger RNA, 1862 nt
Organism: Suillus fuscotomentosus
Lineage: Eukaryota; Fungi; Basidiomycota; Agaricomycetes; Boletales; Suillaceae
Exons: 8
Coding region: 6-1862 (618 amino acids)
Source: RefSeq, a predicted model, not a curated record